This is a messenger RNA of Spizellomyces punctatus DAOM BR117, 728 nucleotides long. RefSeq lists its product as uncharacterized. The transcript is spliced from 6 exons. Bases 99 to 506 code for a protein of 135 amino acids. The record is from RefSeq and is a predicted model, not a curated record. Lineage: Eukaryota; Fungi; Chytridiomycota; Chytridiomycetes; Spizellomycetales; Spizellomycetaceae.
GAUAGCGCCGUGCUGCGCAACUAACAUCGUGUAGUAAGCAAGAGUGGCUUUGCCGAACCAGGUGCUUCAUUCCUCCUUCUGCCCCAGUUGACCAACUAAUGUCAUCUACAUACAAAUCCAAAUAUGUUCGACUUCAGGAGAGGUACCGUUCUCUCGCAAAGGAACGGUCGGAGCUCGUUACUUAUUUAGAGAAGGCUAUGAAAGAUGUGAAGAGUCUGAAGACGGAAAACCAACAACUUCUCGACUUGAUAAUUCUUCUUACCCCCAAAGGGGCCGAAGACUCUUCAGAUGAAAAUGUCAAAGCUUCUGCCUCCGAUGAUUCACAUAGUUCGGGUGCCUCUCGCGACUCGAACACGUCCGACGACGACAUACCAGAUUCUGAUGCGGAACGCUACCAUUCACUUCAGAAAACACCUAGUCACCGGGGACGAAAACGCAAAGAGAACGAGGCCGUCCUGCCCGCGCAUGCCAGCCCUAAGAAGCGAAGAAAGCAACUAUCACAAUGAUGGUGGCUCUUAUCGCAGACUGCAUCAUACACAACCCACUGAAACUUAUCCAUCGGAACCGUCACCAAUAUAGAAACACUAGACUGAGAGCGCCCCAUAGUCCUGCCGAUCUACACGUCGGGGCAAGAAAGACUAGAGGGGAACGCAAGCGACUAUAUUCGCAUUGAACAUCCGUUCAGAUAUAUACACGGUCAAUAAAUAUUCACACGUUGUCCGUCAGCA